AUGCCUAUGCUCAAGGAACCAUGGAAGAAAUACAAGCCCUUCCCUCGCAUGAACCUUCCCGAUCGCCAAUGGCCCUCGAAGUCGAUUGAGAAAGCCCCUCGAUGGCUGGAGACUAGUCUCCGAGACGGAAACCAGAGCAACCCAGACCCAAUGAAUGGAGAGGAGAAAUGGAGAUUCUUCAAGAUGCUCUGCGAUAUUGGAUUCAAGGAAAUCGAGGUUUCCUUCCCUUCUGCUUCUCAAACCGACUUCGACUUCACAAGACGCCUGGUCGAGACACCUGGAGCUAUCCCCGACGAUGUUGCGAUCCAAGUGCUGUCACCAUGCCGACCCGACCUGAUCAAGCGCACAGUCGAGGCCGUCUCUGGCGCCAAGAACGCCAUUAUUCACAUCUAUCUCGCCACCAGCGAGUGCUUCCGGAGAAUCGUCUUCAACCACUCCGAGGAGGACACUCUGGAACUCGCCGUGCGUUGUGCCAAGGUUGUCAGGUCCCUGACAAAGGACGAUCCCGCUCAAUCAGGCACAAACUGGCAGUUUGAGUUCAGCCCUGAGUGCUUUUCCGAUACCUCACCUGAGUUUGCUGUCAAGGUCUGCAAUGCUGUUCGGGAGGCCUGGGGACCCACGGUCGAGACACCCAUGAUUGUCAACCUGCCGGCAACAGUCGAGAACGCGUCUUGCAAUGUUUUUGCCGAUCAAGUCGAGUUCUUCUGCAGAAAUAUCUCUGAGCGUCAGACGGUUUGCGUCAGUGUCCACAACCACAACGAUAGGGGUACCGCAGCAGCGGCAGCAGAGUUGGCCCAGAUGGCCGGAGCUGACCGUGUAGAGGGAUGCCUCUUUGGAAACGGCGAGCGUACUGGAAACGUCGACCUGGUUACGCUGGCGCUGAAUCUGUAUACCCAAGGAGUCCCCCCCAACUUGGACUUUUCCAACUUGACCCAGAUCAUCGACCUGGUUGAGGACUGUAACAAGAUCCCCGUUCACCCUCGCGCUCCCUACGCCGGCUCUCUAGUAGUUUGCGCCUUCAGUGGCUCACAUCAAGAUGCUAUCAAAAAGGCAAGCAGAAUCGACUCCUCAAUCCUCAAUCCAUUUGACCACUUACUGAUACGUUUACAGGGCAUGCAAAUCCGUUCGCGCGAAGGAAAGUCAUACGAGGACUACUGGGAAGUGCCUUAUCUACCCCUGGAUCCCGAGGACGUUGGGCGUACCUAUGAGGCCAUCAUCCGUGUCAACUCCCAGAGCGGCAAGGGCGGCGCUGCCUGGAUCAUCCUGCGGAAACUUUCCCUGGACAUCCCUCGAGGUCUGCAGGUUGCGUUUUCUAGCGUUGUCCAGAAACAUGCCGAUGGUCUUGGCCGUGAGCUUCGACCCGAGGAAAUCACAGACCUUUUCGAGACAACCUACUUCCUUAACGAGAACCCUCGAUUCAGCCUGGUCGAUUACUCGAUUACCCCUGACCGUUCACAAUCUCCCGCGCCGCCUGCGCCGGGCAAGACACAGGAAACCAAGAACCUGAACCGGGUUUUUGAGGGUGUGGUAUCAGUUGAUGGUAGGGAGAUUAAGCUCCGCGGACGCGGCAAUGGACCCAUCUCCAGCAUGGCGAAUGCUCUUAAGGACGUUGGCGUCGACUUGGAUGUCAAUGACUACAAGGAGCAUGCCAUUGGUGAGGGUCGUGGCGUCAAGGCUGCCUCUUACAUUGAGUGCAAGAUUGGAAACACCAAGCAGACAGUGUGGGGAGUUGGUAUCCACGAGGAUGUGGUUCAGAGUUCUCUGAUUGCUCUGCUGAGCGCCGCCAGCAACUUCAUCACCAGCAGACCUGGAAGCCCCGUUCUGAAGCCUAUUGCAUCUCGUCCCAAGACUCUGGACCCCAGCAGCGCCAACGGCGCGCCCACAGAGCCUGCUCAGGAGACUCCCAGUGUGAUCUCCAUCUUGGAGGAGAAGGCGAACGGCAUGUAA
Molecule: messenger RNA, 1947 nt
Organism: Fusarium keratoplasticum
Lineage: Eukaryota; Fungi; Ascomycota; Sordariomycetes; Hypocreales; Nectriaceae
Product: Pyruvate carboxyltransferase domain-containing protein
Exons: 5
Coding region: 1-1947 (648 amino acids)
Biological process (GO): L-leucine biosynthetic process
Cellular component (GO): mitochondrion
Molecular function (GO): 2-isopropylmalate synthase activity
Source: RefSeq, a predicted model, not a curated record